GCUUGCCCCAUCACACUCGAAACCCCCCAUUUUUAUUCGAUUCUCAGGGUUUAUCAGUACGGACGCGAAGCUUGGAGUUCACUAUUCAGAGUCCCAUCUCCGGUAAGAUCUCCGAUCGUCAAAGCCUCAUUCUUUACCUUCCUCAACUGUCAUUCUUUUUUUCUGUAAAACCUCAUAGCGUAUUUCACUGUUGUUAUUCGAGCGUCCAAAUUGCGUUUUUCUCAGUCGUCAACGUCGUUUUGAGAUUCUUUUAGAGCGAAAAAUAUCGAGAGAGUAUGGUUUGUGCCUUGGUUCCCUUUAUAAAGAACCAUUCUUGCUCUUCUCCGCAACAACAAAAAAUUUCGAAAUAACUCUGAGAAGCCUGGAGUAUCAAACAGCAGUGUGGUUUGAAGAUCUGAAGGAGGAAAGCCGUAACCCCUGCAUUUGUGAAAUUCUUCUUGGAUGAUGAUAAAUCUUAUUGGGUAGUGAAGAAUGUUACUGCAUGUCCCAGUUCAAUUCGUUUGUUUGCCCAGUUUUGUUGAUCACUAUUUGAAUGAAGCAAUGACUUGUCUGUUUAUGUCCAUUAUUCGAAUACAGAGGAGCGACGGAGUUCUCAGCAGACUGCAUGCCCUUCAAAUUGUCAUAAGGAAAAAGAAGGCCGUCGAUUGUAUACAAUGUUGCAACAACUUGGUUAAAGCAGAUAAUUUGUUUUAACCAUCUUUAGUCCAUGAGUCAUUGUUUUCACUGAUUUACAAAAGCAAUGAAGUUUAUCGUGCUUGCUAGAUCCAUUCGUGUCAGUCCCACUCUCCCCGAAAUAACGGGGCCUUUGCAGUUUCGUUGCUUCCAGCCCGAUUUUGUUCCAAGAGAUCCCAAGGCCAAACCGAAACGGUACAAAUACCCGCCAGUCUAUGACCCAUAUGGCCCUAGACCCCCACCCUCUGAGAAAAUCAUUAAUCUUGCUGAACGAAUAGCAGCACUAACCCCUGAGGACCGCAGACAAAUUGGUCCGACUCUCAGAGACAAGCUAAGGCUUCCAAAGAUGCAGCCAGUUUCAGUGGAAGGUAUGGACUUGGGUCCUCAGGGAGGAGGGGCUGCUGGGUCUGCCAAGGGUGAGGAGAAGAAGGCAGAGAAGACAGCGUUCGAUGUGAAGUUGGAGAAGUUUGAUGCGGCUGCCAAAAUCAAGGUGAUCAAAGAAGUCAGGGCUUUUACUAAUCUGGGAUUGAAGGAGGCUAAAGAUUUGGUUGAGAAGGCUCCUGUUGUGCUUAAACAAGGGGUCACUAAGGAGGAGGCAAAUGAGAUAAUAGAGAAAAUAAAGACUGCUGGAGGAGUUGCGAGUAUGGAAUAGAAUUCCCGGGUAUUUUGAUUUUGCUCUUAUCGGAUUUAUGACAUUUUGUGGAAGUUCCCAUUAUUCAAAAAUAUGAAUUUUGUAACGUGGAUGGAUUAGUCAUCAGAAGAGAUAUCCAAGAAUAAUUGAGAGUUGAGAACUUAUUAAGCUGUUCUUGUUCUGAACUAAGUUUUCUUGCAAGAGUAGUUACUUAUGUUCAUUCAUGUGAAACAUUUUUUGAAUGAGACUGCUUGAUUGGACUGUUUUGUUU
Corylus avellana is the source of this 1574-nucleotide messenger RNA. Its product is annotated as Ribosomal protein L12/ ATP-dependent Clp protease adaptor protein ClpS family protein. NCBI's taxonomy places the organism in Eukaryota, Viridiplantae, Streptophyta, Magnoliopsida, Fagales, Betulaceae. Gene Ontology annotation, molecular function: mRNA binding; structural constituent of ribosome. The record is from RefSeq and is a predicted model, not a curated record. Gene Ontology annotation, cellular component: ribosome. Gene Ontology annotation, biological process: translation.